AUGCAAAGCUGGUGGCUGGACAGACCAUCGCCUCGUCGUCUGCAAGAUGAGACUCCAUCUGUAACCCCACAGAAGGCCCACCAUUCACACUUCGACAUUCAGUUAGCCCAACACUCGGAGGAGGUGCCGGUCGCGGACGACGAAGCCACUAUGGAGACUCGGUGGCGUCAAGUGUGGGCUGCUAUCCACUCGACUGCUUUGGGCGUCUUCGGACGUGCAAGUCGCCAAAACCAGGACUGGGUCGAUAACAACGACGGAGACAUCAGUCAACAGCCGACUGAAAAGAACCGUCCUUGCAAAACCGACGUGAAUCACUGGAUUGCUGAGAACAUGGUGGCCUUUUCCACUUUUAUUGGACCGUGCAGCAGUAACUGA
This is a messenger RNA of Spirometra erinaceieuropaei, 375 nucleotides long. The record is from the annotation of a GenBank genome assembly. Lineage: Eukaryota; Metazoa; Platyhelminthes; Cestoda; Diphyllobothriidea; Diphyllobothriidae.